AGCUAUUCCUCACCUUCCAGCGAAAUCCCACCACCACUCCCCCGAGAAUCAUCCAUGGCGCCCAAGGCCGAGAAGAAACCGGCGGAGAAGAAGCCCGUGGAGGAGGAGCCGGCGACCGAGAAGGCCAAGAAGACCCCCGCCGGCAAGAAGCCCAAGGCCGAGAAGCGGCUGCCGGCGGGCAAGACCGCCUCCAAGGAGGGCGGCGAGAAGAAGGGCAAGAAGAAGGCCAAGAAGAGCGUCGAGACGUACAAGAUCUACAUCUUCAAGGUGCUCAAGCAGGUGCACCCCGACAUCGGCAUCUCCUCCAAGGCCAUGUCCAUCAUGAACUCCUUCAUCAACGAUAUAUUCGAGAAGCUCGCCGGCGAGUCCGCCAAGCUCGCGAGGUACAACAAGAAGCCCACCAUCACCUCCCGGGAGAUCCAGACCUCUGUCCGCCUCGUCCUACCCGGGGAGCUCGCGAAGCACGCCGUCUCUGAGGGCACCAAGGCCGUCACCAAGUUCACCUCCUCCUAGACUCUUCUGCUUCGGUUACUCUGUAGUUAGCUCUGUGGGUCUGUUUGUAGUUUGAUCUUGCAAGAAUUGUACU
This is a messenger RNA of Lolium rigidum, 586 nucleotides long. Its product is annotated as histone H2B.1-like. The record is from RefSeq and is a predicted model, not a curated record. Gene Ontology annotation, biological process: nucleosome assembly. Gene Ontology annotation, molecular function: structural constituent of chromatin; protein heterodimerization activity; DNA binding. Lineage: Eukaryota; Viridiplantae; Streptophyta; Magnoliopsida; Poales; Poaceae. Bases 55 to 513 code for a protein of 152 amino acids. Gene Ontology annotation, cellular component: nucleosome. The transcript has a single exon.